AUGGGUCUAUUCAAAAGAAGUCAACCGGAGAAAACUGGUUUCCAUGGCGGAGUUGUCUCGAACGAAAAGAUUACUUCUGAAGAUGAAAGACGUUACAAAUUCAAAUCAGGCAAUGUCCAUGAUCCAAUUCUGUCAGCCGUCAACGAAGCCCAGCCCUUCGAACAACAGGCCAACGAUCACCACAGACAGGUAUCGUUAUCCAACGCGUCUGGGGACGGCUAUUUGAGAGAUAUUUUCGGCUAUGCCAUUCAGGUUCCAGACGUCUCCAACCCUGCCAGGUCUAGAGAUGAAAGACCAAUGGACACCAUUCGUUCGUUUGAAUAUGCCAUUACCGGAGACGCUACAUACAGAAACCAACUGGAGACUCCACAACUGGGAUUCAGAGUGAGGAACGAUUUCCCAACCUUUGGAGUCAAUCCGUACGCAAGCGAAGCUCCACCUGCUAACGCUUACUAUGCUGGAGACUCUUUUGCCCAAUCACAACCAGUAUACCAGGCGCCUUUGAAGGAGGCCAAGGAUGCGAAGAAGAAGCGUUGGUUUGGAAAGAAGAAAUAA
This is a messenger RNA of Kuraishia capsulata CBS 1993, 555 nucleotides long. RefSeq lists its product as uncharacterized. Bases 1 to 555 code for a protein of 184 amino acids. NCBI's taxonomy places the organism in Eukaryota, Fungi, Ascomycota, Pichiomycetes, Pichiales, Pichiaceae. The transcript has a single exon. The record is from RefSeq and is a predicted model, not a curated record.